GCUCGGCCAGGCAGGGCGCUGCGCUGCGCUUCGGCGCCCUGACCAUGCCGUUCUACCGGCGCACGGUGCUGCCCCGCAGUCUCUGCCCCAGCCGCGCCACGCUGCAACUGGCCGAGCUGCGGGACGUCUGCAGCCUGGCCUCGCUCACCCUGCUCCGCCAGCUCGCCGACCUGUGCGGCCACUCGCUAGCACUACUAGGCGAGAUCGAGGGGCACCUGCUGGCGCUAGGGCGCCGAGCCGGCCGGCUGCGCCACCGCAUGAGCCGCCUGCAGGGGCUGCUGCACGGGCGCCCUCACCCACGAGCGCCAGCCACCUCUAACCUGGACCUGGAGAGCAAGAAAACGCCCCACUCCAAAUUGCCAUGGCAACAACCCGUGAACGUGUUCCUGGCCGCGGGCAGGUCGCCCUGCGUGGAGGAGCUGCACCAGGAGGCCCAGUUCAAUCUCCAGAGCUUGCUGCAAGAGGAGUAUGAGGAGCAGUACACAGAGGCUAGGGUCACUGGUCAGACCUUCCGCUACGCCAGCCACCUGCCCCUGGACACGCCCCCUGAGCCCUCUCCCAGGUCCCUGCCUGCCAAGCGCCUGGAGUUCGUGUUUAUGCCCGCAGCCCGGCGCGUGAAUGAGGACGAGGCCACCACACUGGGGGUGAGGCCCCCAGAGCCAUUCCUGAGCCUGCCCACCACCCCAGACAAGCAGCCGGCCUGGACCCGAGCCUUCCCUUUGCCCACCGUGGAGGAGAAGAGGUGGCACCAAUCUUGCUCCUUCCAAGCCAACAUUGUCCCCAUCAAUGUCUCUGGACAGCACUUUGAUAGGCACGCGAGUGUGCGGCACUCCUUGUUUAACACAGAGACCGCGGUGAACCCCAAGUCCACGCUGCGGCGGAGACGGACCAUUAUCGGAUUCCCUAACCUCACGCUGCGAGACCAAGGCAGCAGCAACGGCCCCACAUUCACGCCGCACGCAACCAUCGGGGAGUCAGUCUCCUGCAGCUUUGUCCCCGAGGCUGCAAAUGGGAAAAGCGUGCCCCGGCAGCCCUGCACCCCACCGCCCCCAGCAGCGCCACUGAGAAAGACAUUCAGUGACCUUGGGGGAGGCCUGCAGGCACGCUGCUACCAGCCUCCUGCCAGGAUGGAGAACACAACCACGGCUUACACCAGCCCUGCCUGCAACGGGCCAAAGGACACCACCUUCUCUCCUUCCUGGAACACAGCUUCCUUCAACUGCUUGAGCCCGGCUGAGGAGGACGCAGCGUAUCCCUCGCCCGGCGGCUCCCCGAGGUCCCCAGCCCUGGGUUCGCCUGAGCACUGCGACGGUGUGGCCUCCUUCUUCAUCGCGAAAGAUGAGCAGCCAGGAAGCAAUGGGCCCCAUGCGUUCUCCUGCACUGCUCCAGAGUCCCCACUGAAUGCUGCCAGCAGCCAGACGCCUGAGGGGAGAGAGGCCAAGGUGACCUUCUUGGCCGGUGGCGCAGAGGAGGCUGCACCCUCCCGGCUGGAGCUGGGGGGCAGGGCCUGCCCGUUCCGCGAGAGGUCGCUGUCUGUGCCCACAGACUCAGGCUCGCUCUGCUCCGUGGACAUCACUUACCCUGAGAACAGAAGAGGCAGCGGGACCUACGCCCUGAGCUACCCCAGCGUCAGCUCCGAGGGCAGCACCAGCACGGAGAAUGUCUCCCUGGGGGUGGAGCAGGAUGCCCAGCAGAGGCGCCGCUCCAAGAGCAUCUCUCUCAAGAAGGCGAAGAAGAAACCGUCUCCCCCCAUGCGCAGCGUCUCACUGAUUAAAGACGGGCAGGGGCUCAGUGCAGAGCCUGGCACAGCGCUGCCGAAGGAGCUGCGGCCCAAGAGCCUUUGUCUCCCCUUAGAUCCUCAGGGCCGUGGCAUGGUGCCCACGGACACCCAGGGUAACACAGCAGUGCCUCCUGCCAGGGACCUGGACGGCGGGCAUUUUUCCCAGCACUGGUGCCUCGCAGACUGGAAAGCCAGCGAUCCCUACCGGUCCCUGUCCGGUUCCAGUACUGCCACGGGUACCACAGUGAUCGAACGCAUGAAGGCCCAGGGCAGCUCCGAGUCCCUCCCCUCCCCUUCCAUUUCCAGGGCCACUACGCCCUCCCAGCUCUCCACGGAAGUGGAGCUAAAAAUCUCCUCCCCAGGGCGGCCCGUGAGGCUGAUGUCCCCCUCCAGUGGCUACUCCAGCCAGUCAGAGACCCCGACACCCACCAUCCCCACCUCGGCGAUUCUCGGGCACUCCCCCCACCAGACUGUCAGGGUGAGGCCGCUGGUGCCCGAAAGGAAGUCGUCCCUGCCCCCCCCAUCGCCCAUGGAAAAAAGCCCCAAGUCCCGGCUCUCCUUCGACCUGCACGUCACACCCCUGACGCACCUGGACCUUUCUGGGCUGAAGAUCUCACUCAAGGGGAAGACCAAGGUGAGCAGGCAUCAUUCAGACUCCACCUUCGGGACCAAGCUUGGCCCAAAGACGAGCCCGAUCCAGCCCGUCAUGCCCGUGGUCACCCAGUCAGACCUGAGGUCCGUGCGCCUGCGCUCCAUCAGCAGGUCCGAGCCAGAGGAUGACCUGGACAGCCCAGACCACGCCGAGGAGCAUGGGGGCGACGCCAUACUACUUCCAGGAAGGAAAGCGAAGCCGCCCGUUGCAGAGAAGCCACCACUGGCCAAACGUCCCCCAAACAUCAUAGCCAAGCCCCCGCCUCUGCAGGAGGAGUCUCCCCUGGUGUCUCCCACCUCCCCGCCCACGCCACAGGGCAUCUCUGCCCAGGAGAGGGGGCUGCAGGACAUCUACAUGGUCAUUCGGAAACCCAAGCCUAAGAGGAGCCCAGAGGCCAGGAGCCCCGGAGAGCCCCCCUCUCUGCUGGAGCCCUCCCAGGGCUGCCCAGGGAUCUUUUUCUCAGGACUGCGGCGACUGUCCCAGAGCAACCUGGAGGAGGAGCCCAGAGCCCAGCCGGAGAGGAGUGGCGCCCCCCGUGGGCCCGAGGGGGAGAAGAGGAAAGCCAAAGUUCCACCCCCUGUCCCCAAGAAGCCCAGUGUGCUGUACCUGCCACUCACCCCUCCUCCACCCCACCUAGGAACUUGCCCGGGGGAUCCCAGGCUAACGCCCAGCCCCAUCAUCACCUUGCACGAGGACACCAGCUGCUGCGACCCAGACGCAGACUACCUGCCAUCACCCGAGGCCAUGGGGAAGAACUCGAUCCCCCCAGCUGCUGCCAUGUCCAGGGAGAUUCCUGCAGGCAAUUCCGUGGAGCUCAGCGCUGAUGAGAGGAAUUUUGUAAGUGACAAAACAGCUGAGUCGAUAGUGGAAGAGGAUGAUGAUGUAUUUGUGACGACCCGUACGACAGAGGAUCUAUUUACCGUCAUCCACAGGUCGAAGAGGAAGCUGCUGGGCUGGAAGGAGCCAGGAGACGCCUUUGGCAGCAGGCAGAAUUCUCACUCCCCAGUGAAGAACCCAGCCGGGCUCCCGGCCUGCGAGUCCCCCCCAGCGGGGGGUGGCCCCGGCAGAGCCUCCAGUCGGAAUGAAGACUUCAAGGCCCUGCUACAGAAGAAAGGCAGCAAGGCCAGUCCCGGGACUCGCACCUCCGCAGCAGAGCUUCUCAAGAGCACAAAUCCACUGGCUCGGCGGGUCAUGAUGGAGUUUGUCCCCGAGUUAGACAACCCAAGUGGUGCCAGAACCCAGCCCUGACCACCCCGAGUUCAUCCUGGCCAGGGAGGGGUGGAGACAGCAUUGCUGGGAGUUUUAUGCUGGCUCUUCAAAGCCCAGCUCCAGCUGCAGGGGCUGCACCCUCCCAGGCUGGGUGCUGUGAGGACAUCCUGCUGGGAUUUGUAUAAUUUUUUCCUUUCUUUAUUGGCAAUUUACGAAUCUUUUUUGUGUCUCCCUGGGGACUCCAGCAGAUGGAAGGUAAAUGUCUUAACUACAGAGCCCGCCCCCCUGUGCAGUCAGCUCCUGGCAUUGUUUCCGGUGGAGAUACAGUGGAAGGAGAUGGCUGUGGAAUGGAGAAGGCAGACAUCGGUCAUCAUGAGCAGGGCCAUCAUCAGAUGAUAGUGGGCUUCCCAUUCAUUCCCAGGGUCUGAUGACAAGUGUGGACUUCCCUCCUGCUCUUUGGGGCUCUGCAAACCGACUCCAGUUCAGCCCCAGUUGUAACCCAGUGUCCACGACGAAGCUAGCUUGAAACAGUUCAGUCGCUUCGGCAAGUGGUACUUUAAAUGGCUUUGAUCAUGCAAAAUGUUGAUGA
Malaclemys terrapin pileata is the source of this 4230-nucleotide messenger RNA. RefSeq names its product NHS like 2 (gene NHSL2). Lineage: Eukaryota; Metazoa; Chordata; Testudines; Emydidae. Gene Ontology annotation, biological process: cell differentiation. The transcript has 8 exons. The record is from RefSeq and is a predicted model, not a curated record. Bases 45 to 3680 code for a protein of 1211 amino acids.